UGAAACUCACAUAACCAUCAACAUCAUCACUGACCACCCCCCACCCUCCACUCAAAUUCACCCCGCAACAUAACUAGAUAGGGGGGACGGAACAUCACAGAAACAAAACAGUACUAUGCCUACGGUGGCCACACGAACACAGCCUCUUCUCUUCUUUUCUCUUCUCAGGACGGGAGAUGAAAGGAACCAGCAAGUCAAAUAGUUUGUGAAUGAAAGUUGGCGGGUGAGAGUGAGCGAGAGCUGGGGAGAGAUAAGCCACGAGCUAAGCGAGGGCCUCUAAACACCUAGGAGGCCUUUUGUAGUACGAGUAUAUGUGUGUGUGAGUGAGUACUGUGUGUGAGUGAGUACUAUAUGUGUGAGAAAAUGCCGUGCAUUUUUGACAUUUCCCCUCGGGCGGCUUGCGGCUGAGCCUCUGAGGCCCUUGGUGAGCGGCUGCACCCUGGUUGACAUUUACAGAAGGGGGGGAACGAGUUGUGCCAAAGCCAAAGCAUGACGACGGCCUCUGAUUUCAACACACACACACAGUCUAAAUACAGGACGGUCCACUUCCAUACACUUUGGACCACUGGAGAAAAAGAAUGCUGCGGAACAUGAGAAUACUGCAACAACACGAGCUGCUCAGACAAGUUCCCUCUCCCUCUCUCAGAAACACACAGAACAAGGCCAUGCUCUAGUGACAAAAUACGCCAAAGCUUACACACAAACACAUACGCACACACACCUUGAGCUUUACCGGCCGACAAUGCCAAGGUGCAAUAACUACACCGACAGGAACUGAAAUUGGGGGAAAACGGACAAUGCCAUAUGGCUCAGUCCUAUCACAUAUCAGAGCUAUACCGCAUGAUGGUAAUCUUACGCAUGACCUACUACCUUCCAUUAUAGGAAGAAAAUAAGAGGUUCUGUCACAAACAGGGGUUCUAUGAAACCAAACCAGGGUUCUAUAAACCUGUACUUCACUAGAUUGUGGAUUUGUAUGGUAGUGGACUACAAACAUUUCCAUGAGGUCAAGAAAAACCCAUCCCAAUUUCACAAACCGCUUCAAAGGCCUACUUAGUAUCCUGUCAUGUUGUGAACGUUCUUAAACAAUCGUAUGUAUUGGUCCUAUCGGUGAUGACAACACACUGCUUAGCUAAGGCUAAUGUUUGUUCAAGAUGUGACAAAACAAAGGAAGAUUUAGCGCCGUCUAAGACUGCCACUGUUAGUACACCAUCCAGAGAAGAAGUUUCCAUGUUUGUGUGAGAGCCGUUAGCCAAUGACUACAUUAAAUAAACAUUCCUGAUUCCAAGUAGGCCUGAUAGAGCAGCAGGGGAGUAUACGCGGUAUAUUCAUGAUGCAAGAACAACAGAAGUUGCUUUAUCAGGUAUUCCACUGUACCUACAGAAGUUUUUUUUUCUAAUUUUAUACACCUAUCAGGGCUUGACAUUGGCACCUGCCAACAGGCCAAAAGCUUACAAAACUUGGCUGUGGCUAGUAGCACUUUCUGUCUCUCUAGCCACUUUGACGGGUAAAUUAUUCUUUGGUGUGACAAAUCACAGUAGUUGCAUCAAUUGUUUGUAUUUAAAAUGAAAUGCAAUAAUGUUCUAAAGAAAGCAGAACUCUAUCUAGUAGAAAGGCUAAAUGGCCAGGAAAAUCACUAGCCAGCCACUAGGGCUGUAAUGAUGCACUCAACUCACGAUUCGGUAUUGAGAUUUCUGACCUACGGUUCGAUAUGCACCAUUUCAUGACAUUGCGAUUUCUCGAUCCGAUACAAUAUCGUUACAGCCCUACUAGCCACAGUGGCUGGGGAGCAAAUAAGUUCACCGUCAAGCCCUGACACCUACCGCAUGCAGCCUCUACGGCCAUCUGGGAUGUGUCUGAAGGCCUGAGCUGCAGGUGAGGAGGUGCUCCUCCCCUGGACCUGGACCAGGCGCGCGUUUCUCAACAACACCAUUGCUAACUAAGUAACGUCGUUGCAAUGCAAUUUCUCAUUGGAAACCUUAUAAAUUGCUAAAUGGUUAGCAGCGAUGCUUUCGAGAAACGGGGUUCUGGUCAGUCCUGCGUCUGGCCUUGGACAGCUUAUCCUCAUCAGAGGGUAACCUAGGUCAACAAGAGUCAGGUGCCAACGCAAUAUCUGGGCAAAUCAAAUGUGUCUGUCAUCCAGGUCUGUCAAAACAAUGUGUUGUGAUGGCCGUUUUUGAAUGACAGCAGGCAUGACAGCAUACACAAAGUCUGAUUCGCUGAUGGAUUUAUUGCUGCUGUAGAAGUUCAACAUUUGAAUGCGUUGUGUGUCUGCUCAUUCCGUUGUCCUCGCUGAAAUGUUCAGAAAUGUAACAUUUCUGAACAUUUUGCAGAGGACAUCGGAAUGAGCGGACACACAACGCAUUUCAAGAUGGCCCUGCACAAAGUCCAUGAGAUCUGUCAGCGGACUGAGCCAGAGUGAAACGACAGUGAGUGAGAGAAAAAGAGAAAGAGAGAGAGUUACAGCAAUGGUUGCAGGGGAGGUUGUGUGCGGGGGAUCCGAGGAGGAAGGUCAACAAAUGGGAUAGGAUCCAUAUGGCAAGAAGCAGCUGCGGGUCGUCUGUCCUCAGCUCACACACAGGCAGCAGAGGAAAAGGGGGUCUGGGGAGGCAGGCUGGGGGAUGUGAGGCGGGGUGGGGCGUGGUGUGCUUGGGGUACUGGAGGGUGGUGGGCUUGGUAGAGGAAACACUGGUAGUGCACAUGAGCUCAGAGAGUGAGCUGUGACAAGCACUGCACACAUGCACACGCAAACCCGGACAUGCUUCCACACAAGAGAUGAUUGAGAAUCCCCCACUCCAAAAAAAGUGGUCCAGGGCCCUUUGGAUGGCUGCCAGGGUGUGCAGAACAAAUGACUCAAGGUUCUGGAACAUUCCAAUGGAGCAUUCAGCCCAUGUCUUACAGAGGUUCCUGUUUGAGAGAUAUGAUGGGGGGUGGGCUGCAUGUAUGUGAUUGUGUGUGUAGCUGUGCAGAAUUUCCAGCAAGGUCACAGAUUAACGGUGAUGCUGGGCUAUACAGGCUUGAGGGAAGGGGAAGGGGUGGGCAAUAAGAGCGUGUAGAGAGAGAGAGAGAGAAAAAUAAAGAAAGUGUAGAGAGAAUGAGACGGAGACAGGGGGAGAAAGAGAGAGCAAUCGAGGGACUUGAAAGAUAGGAAGGAAGAGAGAGACGGAGAGAGAGAGAGAGAGAGACAGAGAGACAGACAAUACAACGAAGAGAAAACUCAGAGAGAGACAGACGCACGCAUGAGAAACAGACAGGGAAAGAUAGAAUCGGACAAGAGAGAGACCGAGGGAGACAGAGAAGGACAGGCCAGGGACAAGAAGGAGGAUGAGGAGUGAUGGGGCAGACGGCCCUGCUUUGACCUACAAACCACAUCUAUCUAACCCACACCACAUCACCAUGAUUUCCCCCGCUGUGGACGUUGGUUGGGGGAUGAUAUAAUGGCCAGCCAGACACAGUCUCACUGCAGUCUCACGCCCACCACAUUCAACAUAUUUUAUUACGAGGCAAGCUAAGCCAUGACCACAAGACUGGUAUGACUGGAGACAAUGAAAACAAACAAGGUAUGAGACUUAGGAUGCUUGUGUGAAUGUUGUCUGAAUAAAAACACAACAAGGAAACACACGUUUUACAGGGUCCAAUGAAGCACUCGGGGAUACACAGACAUGGUGUGUUAUGUUGGGCAGAGUUCAAUAGUCUUUAAAAGCAAAAGUAUCAGGGGAAGCAAGUGAGUGUGAUUCUCUUCCAGAUUCUCUGAUGCCAUGAAUUUGCACCCAAAUAAGUAAUUAAAGAUGAAUUGAAGACAAAACAUGCUCACUUCUAAGACACAGACAACAGAAUCAGUCGUGCAUUCUGACACUCUUGACAUUUAAGGAUACAAAUGCCAUUUAAAGUUCAGCUUUAAUGACACUGUGUCCUCCUCAAAUGUUACUUCCAACAGAAAGAAUUGUGUUAGCCAUAGUUAUCAUCGAGGUCAUCCCUAUGUUCCCCGGGUCCUAUGUUCCCCGCAACUGGGGGACUUAGGACCCUUUUUUCAAAAAAGGGUUCUAUGUUCCCCUCUGCUUCCAAGUAGACUGCUGCCGAAUGGCAAAGCGCAGGUUGUUGUUGCACCUCUGACAGGUUAGGUUUAGGGAUGGUUUUGGUCAGGGCACAAAUUUACAACUCAGAAACAUUGCAUUACUGACAGGUUAGGUUUAGGGAUGGUUUUGGGAAGGGCACAAUUUGAAAACUCUGAAACAUACAAUCCGAGGAACAUAGAACCCUUAUUUAGAAAAAGGGUCCUACAAUGUAUGUUCCCCGGUCCCAUACAAAGAUCAAGGAACAUAGGACCCGGGGAACAUAGGUACGCUCCCGUUAUCAUCAACAGGUCAUCAACAUGUAUCCAACAGAAGUGGCAUCUCUACAAUGAAGAAUCCAUGUCUUCCAGACUUGACUCCUUGUUAAGCAACCAAACCACACUGCAAUUCUGGAUCUCAAACAGGGCUUAUGAUGUAAAAAAUGACAGGCCCUAGGUCCCUCAUUUACUACUAGAAAUAGUUUGAGCAGCAAGCACAGAGUUGUCUGGAGGCCUAGCGCUCACUCGUGAAUGAAAUGGAAACGAGUCAACAAGUGGCAUUCCAAUGUGUCUUGCCAGAAACGGUGGUAGGCCAUUGAGGUGAGAGUCAUGCUGAAGGUAUGCCUGCCUCACUGUGCAAGUUGGAGCAAGGGGAGAGGGUAGGCGAAAAAAACACUCCAACGCUUCCACUUGUACUUGUGGACUCUGGCAUGUGGACACACAACAGCCACAGCACAGCCCCCCUCCCCUUCCCAAAAACGCCUACAAAUUCAUGCCUUCAAACCACUGCUUCACAGCAACAUGUCUUCUUGACAGCGUCAAGCGUCACAAAACAUGGAAUAUGAACACAAUAAAGUAAACGCUUGAGAGAAUUGGGAUGAUUUCCAUUUUCAAUUAUAAUUAAAUGCUUUAGGACUGUUUUGGCUUGUUCAUGUAGUACAAAAAGCAAAUCUCAGUUAAUGGUUUUCCAAAUUUAUUUUUAAUCUCAAAUAAGGAGUGGUUUUGAGCUCCACCUAGACAUCAAUCAUCCAUUAUCUUUUGGCCUACAGUACACUUGAAAGGUAUUGGGAGUGUCACAGAGAGGUGCCGAAGCCCUAAUCUUCACUUCGCAGUGGAUGCAAUGCAUGCAAUGUCCACUCAUUCGGAUACAGAUUUAUUUUCCCAACAGACAUACGUCUCCUUUGUGUGAAUCCAUUUUGUAAGUCACUUUGUGUAUACUGGGUACCAGGUCUGCUACAAAGAAGGGUUAAUGUAGCUGAUAAUGCUGGUGAUGUCAAGCUUAGUGAUUUAAGCUGAGUGUUACAUGACUAAUUUACUGCGGUUGACUUUCCCAUCUCAGACAGUCCCCCAUCAAGUAAAAGAGCUAGCACUAGUUGGCUAGCUAACUUUGCUACCCAGCAGUCAAAUGAGCAAACACUUAUGCGCAACAACAGACCGAUGAGGUUUUUCAAACUGUUACAUGUGUACCACCAAAACAGUUUUCAGCAAGCGAUUAAGUGACUUGUCAACUCAAUAAGGCAUGCGAUUGUCCGUCACACAAUGACUGCCGUACUUUGCCAUUCAGUAAUAUUUCUCACCUAGCUAGUUAGCAAUUCUUAAAGGUUCGGACAUGGAUGUUAUGCCAGCUCUAUUCAUUAUUAUUGCCAAGCAUGAUGACUUCCUCAAUGCCGUCUUAAAAUAUAUCGGCAAAUGUUUAUUGUGGCAGCAAAAUAUUUCAUGAAUAGGUUCAAUGGCAGUGUCGGGCUUCUUAGCUAAAUAAUGACUAAGACAGAGGACCUAGCCAAGUAGACGCCAUGUUGACCAAACCAAAAUGGCUGCACGAGAGAUUAGUUGACAGUCAGUUGGCUGCAUUCGAGUUGGGUUUCUUGAUUUAGACAAUUACGUACUGUGCUAAUAACGGGAACCUGACAAAUCACCAAGGCAAAAGAGUUGUCUAGAAAUCAGUGGCCAUCCCAACCGUCAUCAUGAUUAAGUUCUUCCUGAUGGUGAACAAACAGGGUCAGACUCGGCUCUCCAAGUACUACGAUAACGUGGACAUCAAUAAACGGGCAGCCCUAGAGGCAGACGUGGUCAAGGGAUGCCUCUCACGGCGCAAGGAUGAGUGUUCGUUUGUGGAGUAUAAAGAUUAUAAGCUGGUCUACAGGCAAUAUGCAGGCCUGUAUAUAGUGGUUGGCAUCACAGACACGGAGAAUGAACUCUCUAUUUAUGAGCUGAUGCACAACUUUGUUGAGGUCCUGGACAAAUACUUCAGCCGUGUGAGUGAACUGGACAUCAUGUUUAACCUGGAUAAAGUGCAUAUCAUCCUGGACGAGAUGAUCCUGAACGGCCACGUGGUGGAGACCAACAAGAGCAGAAUUCUAGCGCCCCUGCUCGUCCUGGACAAGAUGGCAGAGAGCUGAGACACCCCCCCCCCCCUCCUCACCUCAAUAUCUAACCUCAGUCCUAUCCUUAUGCUCGUGGCCUCACCUCAAGUUUCCCCGCUGUCAGACUAGCCAGAACAACUUUUGGGGUACUUUUCCCCGUUCAGUAUUACGCUUGCAAACGAGGAAAUGACCUUUGAAUUGUGCUUUUGCGAGAUAUUGAAUUAAACUCCUAUCAUCGACGACAUCUUGCCUUGCCUCACGAGGCCACAAGGAAAAGGGGAGGAUGGGAGGUUGGAUAUUGAGUUGAACCCCAAGGGUACAAGUCAAGGCACUCAUGUCCUUUCCUGUGACCUCUGGUCUCAUGACACAAGACGACAUCAUGUUAACCAAUAUCUUGCAAGAACACAUUUCAAAAGGUCGUUCUCUCAUUAUCAAUUGAGAUGUUGAAUGGGGGGAAAAGCCACACAAGUCUCAUUGGUCGACAGCGGGGAAACCGUUUUCUUCUUCACGGAGGGCGGCAGUACAACACUGUGGCAAGAGCUCAGUAGAAAGUACCGGUAGUUUGACUCGUGCAUCGAGAGAGAGAGGUUUCUCUUUAAGACGAGCGAGACAUGACUGACAGUCAUGUCAUUCCAUGCAUGUUGUGACAGGACAGAGGUGGUCCUGCCAUGGAGUAAUGGGCCUUGGUAUGACCAAGAACACUUUGUGUCGCUUUUCAAGAACUUUUUUUUCUGCCUACAACAUGAGGCUUUUCACCGCUAUCAGGAAAGACGAACAAAAGACUCACGCCAGCAUAGCUGGUUAGGACAUUCAAGCAACAAAAAGAAAAGUGGCAUGACAACAGAAGUACUUUGCAAACAUUUUUAAUUAUUUUUUUCCCAUUUUUUUCUUUCUGAGCAUACACAUUUGAAAAUAUUUGUUUACUUCAAACUGCAACUUGAGUUAAAUAAAUGUUUAUAAUAUACAAAGAAAAUACAAGGGAAAGCAUAGCUUGCUUUUUUGUCUUAAAUGUGCCUUGCACACAGAACCAGUGUUUUUUUGUCUCUAUAGCUUUAUUGUAAAAUUACACAAAUGCACUCAGGGACUUUGAUCCUUGUAGCUGGGCAAUGGACAAUCAAAACAUACUCACACGUUAACAAAAGCAAAACAAAUACGGAGGAGGAGGAAACGGAGGAGGGGAGGGGUGGAGUAAGCAUGUGCAUGAUUGUAUGCUGUAAAGAUUAAGUAAAAUGAAAGGAGAAAAC
Molecule: messenger RNA, 7655 nt
Organism: Engraulis encrasicolus (European anchovy)
Lineage: Eukaryota; Metazoa; Chordata; Actinopteri; Clupeiformes; Engraulidae
Gene: ap4s1
Product: adaptor related protein complex 4 subunit sigma 1
Exons: 6
Coding region: 6013-6447 (144 amino acids)
Biological process (GO): vesicle-mediated transport; protein transport
Cellular component (GO): intracellular membrane-bounded organelle
Source: RefSeq, a predicted model, not a curated record